UGCAAUGUCGCUGAAGUGGAAAAUGAAUCAAGAUUAAGUAACAGAAACUGAUCGCUGAGAUCUCGUACAUGCCGCAUUGAAUUGCACAGUGCUCUCUAGACUUAAUGUCUGUAUUAUAACAUUUCUAAAGCAAUAAAUUUAAUAGAGGCAAAUUAAACCACAAGAUGCUCAGUGUUUCCUUGCUUUACAGGCAGCAAGCCCUCGUGGAAUAAGAUCUGAACAGUUGUUCAAUUCAUAUUAAAUUUAGAUUGAUUUAAUAUUAGCUAUUCUCCACAUUGCAAUAGUAAAGUAAUGCAUACUUGAUUUGUAAACGGUAUGCUAAUAUGGAUUGUGCAAUAACACAAGUUGAUUAUUAGUUAAACUAAAACAAAGAAAAGAAUUGCUAGAGGACACAGGUGAUGUGUAACAGAUUCGGCCCAAAUAAGUAAUCUAGAAAAUGACUUUGACCAAUGAAGUAACAAGUUUGCAGUGUGAUUAUAUCUUCAAUUUCUUCUGCACAUUUAGACAUAAUACAGAUCUUAGCUGUGUUUUUGUGUUGCUACAGUACAGAGGUGUAGGACCAUGCUGUUUCCCAGACAAAUUUGUAUGCUUUAUCUUCUUGUAUUGGUAAAUGCUGCCGAGCCGGAAGUUUCUGGAAAGAAUAGCGGCUGUAUGUACGGUCACCCCGGAAUCCCAGGAGACCCGGGACACAAUGGAAUGCCAGGUCGUGAUGGCAGAGAUGGGGCCAAAGGUGACAAAGGAGAUAGAGGGGACAUAGGAACCUGUGGGGAAACUGGUAAAAGUGGUCCAAAAGGAGAUAAAGGAGAACCUGGUAUUCCUGGCAUAGCUGGUAUAAAGGGCAAACGUGGUGAUAAUGGAGAGAGGGGCUCACCUGGGAAAAUGGGGCCCCAAGGCUUUUCAGGGCCACUAGGUUUGAAAGGUCAUAAAGGGGAACUGGGUUUGCCAGGACCACAGGGCAUCAAAGGGGAGGAGGGGCCAGUAGGUCCAGAAGGGCCAAAAGGGGACACUGGCGCUAAGGGAGACAGGGGCUUAAUGGGUCCUCUGGGGCCCCCAGGACGGCCAGGUCCGAAGGGUGAUUUCGGCCCUCCUGGUAUCAAGGGCAGCAUCGGUGUACAUGGUGAUAAAGGCUCAAAAGGGGAUAUUGGGAAGCCGGGUCCAAAGGGUGACAUGCCUGAGAUACCAAAAAGUGCUUUUUCAGUCGGAUUGACUGAAAACACCAAAAUACCUCCUGCUAACGCACCAAUUCGUUUUAAUAAAAUCAUUUAUAACCGGCAAGGUCACUAUGACACUGAGACCGGACGCUUUACGUCUGCUUUCAGCGGAGCCUAUUUUUUCACCUACCAUAUCACCGUCUACUCUCGCAAUGUAAAAGUGGCACUGGUUAAGAAUGGUCAGCGAAUGAUCCACACCAUGGACAACUAUCAAAGUGGUGAAGACCAGGCUGCGGGAGGGGCAGUCCUUGACCUGGAGGCUGGAGACAAGGUUUGGCUACAAGUGGCUGAUGGGGAGCUAUUCAAUGGGCUGUAUGCCGAUGAAGAUGAUGAUACUGUUUUUUCUGGGUUUCUCCUCUUUGCAACAUGAAGUAGCCAGAAGAGCACUUCUGGUAAUUGGAGUUCAGUGCGUACAGCUAUGAUGCUGUGCUUUGAAAGAAAAUAUUUUAAAUUAACUAAAUGAUGUUAUGACAGUUAUGUUUGUUUGUUUUCUGAUAGAUUCAUUGUGUCAUAUUUGCUUUGUAAAAAAUAGUAAAAGUAUUUAGUGGGGCCUGCUGACAGAUUCAACAAACAAUAACUGCAUCGUUUAUGUGCUUUGAAGGAUAAUACAUUAAAAUCCUGUGCCAUGAAUAGAACAUUUUGGAAAUUAAAAUGUAUGGAAAAAUCCCAUUAUUGAUUUUCAUUAUUUUGUGUGCAAUUUUGCAGUGUUUCUCA
Molecule: messenger RNA, 1925 nt
Organism: Misgurnus anguillicaudatus (oriental weatherfish)
Lineage: Eukaryota; Metazoa; Chordata; Actinopteri; Cypriniformes; Cobitidae
Gene: c1qtnf9
Product: C1q and TNF related 9
Molecular function (GO): protein binding
Source: RefSeq, a predicted model, not a curated record